AUGAGUAACGGUGUUCAAUCAUGCAAUGGAGGGUUGCAGCUUAGCAAUGAUGUGAAGGAGAAUGAUAAUGGGGAUGUUGACCUUGUUGAGGAAUUUGAUUCUUAUUGGCAAGAUAUCAGUUACCGGUUGACCGUGUCUAGGGUGGUGAGUGACACAGUCAUCAAGGGUAUGGUACAAGAGGCAGCAGAGAAAAUUGCUGAAAAAGAACUAGAGGUGACUAAAUUGAAAGAAAUGUUAAAUGUUUACCAUGUGGGUGUUGAAAAUGAAUUCUUGGCGUCUUUAGCAAUGCGCCAGGAGUCAAACAGACUUAUUAAACAAGGUACCAAAGACAAGAUGCAUCCUAGCUCUCUUGAAGCUAUUUUAGAGUACGAUAGAAUAGAACAAUCUUUGAGCAGCUUAAGAGGAGCAACUAAAGAGGAGUUUAAGAAGCUCGAGGCAGAAAUUGAUAGCAUAAGAGGCAGCUCAGUUAAGAUAAUUUCUGAGUUGUUGGGUUUGAGUGACAUACAGCAAGAUAAAGUUUCUGACAGAUGGGGAAUUGGUGUAGAUAGGACGCUUAAUUGUCUAAAGAAUGCAAUAGAAACUGGCUUUCAACGGGUGGAACAAAUGGUUCGCUUGUCAAAGGCUGAUGUACAUGAGUGGCAACAGGAACAGGAGUUUAAAGCAGAAAUUGAAGCAUUUGUGAUGAGGAAUGGCAUUUGGAGAUUCGAAGAAAAAAUUUGGGACCAGUUUUAUAGUGAUAAAAAUGUCAAUGGACAUGGAAGGAUGAAAGAGAGGAUAUCAGGUUUACGUCAGGAAUUGGACGCCAUUUCUAAAUCACUAUCUGUUUCUGACUUUGGGCAGCUAUCUUCUCAUGGAUCCUUGGAAGGUGAUGAAGAAAGUAAUAAUUUUAAGAAGGGAGACCAUCCCCACCGGAAGGUUUUGAACGAUCUUAAAUCAUCAUCUCCAUCUCCAGCAACAUCACCACCAACAUCAACAUCAUCAGCAUCAUCAUCAGCAUCUAGUUGGGAAAAAAAUGGCACGCAAGAUAAGUCAGAAAUAAAUAUGUCAAUAGAAGAAUUGAUAAAUUAUUAUAAUACUGAGAUGACUGAGUUGAAGAGAAAUCAUGAGUCUAAAGUGCAGGAUAUGACUGAACAACUAUUCAGCCACAUGAGGGAAUUGUUGAAAGAACGGGGAUCUUCUUUGCCAUCAAAGAAGAAUAAGGAGUUUGACAUGCUGAGGAGGAGAAUAUCUGAGGUUAUUUCUAAAUUAGAUGACAUUCUUGUCGAAAAUGAGCAAAAAGCCACAUUUGGUAUCGAUGAAGAAAGUCUUAGCCGUUUGAAAGACGGACUGGAAUCACUCCUUUCAGAAAACGCCCAGCUCAGAGAUUUGCUCACAGAUAAGAAGAGGGAAAUUAAGUGCCUUUCACUGCAAGUUUCUGAAGCUGCAGAGAAAAUGUCAGAGCACAAUGGUGAAUCUUCUGAAGCAAAGGAGCGAUUGGAACAAGAUGCAGCAGCUGCCUUGGAAAAGGAAAAGGAGCGAUAUGAAUUAGCUGCUCAAGAGCUUGAAAAUUUAAGGGGCCAGCUCAGAGAUUUGCUCACAGAUAAGAAGAGGGAAAUUAAGUGCCUUUCACUACAAGUUUCUGAAGCUGCAGAGAAAAUGUCAGAGCACAAUGAGCUUGAAAAUUUAAGGGGUGAAAUUGAAGAUUUGAAUAUGGAGUCCAUCAUCAUGCAAGAACUAGUUGUAGUUAUAUUCAGAGACUUGAAGGAUGCUGAGCAGAAACUCGAUAACCUGAACAUGACAUAUACCAGUGAAAAAGGACUUCGGGUUUCUUUUGAGAUGGAAAAUCUAGAAAAAGGAAAACAACUAGAAGUUGAGGUUGCAAGCAAAGAAAAGUUGAACCAAAAAAUAAUCUUUCUGGAAGAAGCAAAGGAGCGAUUGGAAGAAGAUGCUGCAGCUGCCUUGGAAAAGGAAAAGAAGCGAUAUGAAUUUGCUGCUCAAGAGCUUGAAAAUUUAAGGGGUGAAUCAAAUGCUCAUAAGGCAUAUAUUUGCGAGUUAGGUCAGAGGCUUCUUGAUGUCAACCAAGAGAAGCAGAAUGUUGUGUCUUUGUUUGAACGUAGAGUAACACGAGAUAUUUCAGGAAAAUCUUCAAGGUUGAAGAGUUUGAGAUCUCAAUUGCAUUCACUUAAACAAAAAGCUAAAGUACUUGUAAAAAGAAAGAUUCUAUACAAGCGGGGAUUUGAAAGGAAAUGUUCUGACCUUGAAAAAGCUGAAGCCGAGGUUGAUCUUUUGGGGAAGGAGGUGGACACUCUAUCGAGCCUUGUUGAAAAAAUAUACAUGGCCCUUGAUCAUUAUUCACCAAUAUUGCAACAUUAUGCUGGAAUAUCUGAGAUCUUGAAGCUCAUAAGAAGAAAAUUACGUGGAGAAACUAAAGCAGUUUGAUCUGUCUUUUGACUCGAUAAGAUGGGCUAAUCCUCGAGGUGACAAGAAUCGAAUGCAGGGUAACCAAGGUUA
Messenger RNA from Prunus mume (Japanese apricot), 2490 nucleotides. The record is from RefSeq and is a predicted model, not a curated record. Lineage: Eukaryota; Viridiplantae; Streptophyta; Magnoliopsida; Rosales; Rosaceae.